AUGUCAGAGAUGAAGGAUGGUGAAAAUAGGAAAAGAGGUGGAGCCAUAAAUCGGAAGCAAGAGAACAAAAGCGGCCGGUGGAGAGCGAGUGUGCAAUCCCCUUCUGGAAAAAAUGUCGAUUUCCGAACAGACGCUGAAGGGUUCGUAAUUAGUGCGGUGCUGUUAGAUAAGAAAAUUGCAGUUCCUGAUGCAAAUAACUGUGAUGACAGUGAAGUGGUCUUUAAUAAUGGGAAAUGGAGCUCCUAUACUCCCCAACAACUGAAGAGGCCCAAAACUACAAAGCUAUCAUGUACGAAAACGUUGAUAAGUGACGGUUCUUUAACAUCAUCUUGCAAGGAGUUGUACAGCGGCACUAAAGGAAAAGGCAAAGGUUGCCGAGGUGUGACGAUGAAUAAUACCAUGCCGACGAAAUACAAUAGGCGUAGUACGUCUUUACGUGGACAAUGGACCAAGGAACAGUUACUGCUAGCCAUUGCUGCUGUGAAUAAUAACUCCAUGGGUGUAAAUGAAGCUGCAAGACAUUUUAAUGUUCCAGCAACCACUUUAAGAAGACGAAAGAAAUCUGGUAAUCUGGUAGUGGGACCUCAGGGGCCGUCAGCAUGUCUAGGCAUACAAAAUGAAAAUAAGAUUGUGACACACAUAAAAAAGCUACAAGCACAUGGGUUUGCUCCUACUCGAGAAGACGUCCGUGUUAUGGCCUUUAAGUUGGCUGAACAGUUGCAAAUAAAGCACCGCUUCAAUCAUGAAUCUGGAAAAGCAGGGUAUGACUGGUUACAUUCAUUCUUAUCGCGUCAUCCGGGUUUGUCAGUUCGAAAGUCCGAAGGAGUGUCUCUUGCGCGCGCUCAAGGAAUGAGACGCAAAGAGGUUGCUGACUACUUUAAGCUUUUGGAAAGAGUCCUUGCAGAAAAUCAACUCUUUGAAAAGCAUAGCCACAUCUUCAACGUGGACGAGACUGGAAUGCAAUUGAAUAACAAACCCGGAUUCGUUGUUGCUGCCAAAGGUUCUAAGAAUGUAGCUAGCAUCACCGCUGCGGAAAAGGGAGAGACCAUUACUGUUAUUUCAUGUUUUAGUGCGGAAGGUGUAUAUAUUCCCCCUACCUGCAUUAUGAAGGGCAAAAAUAAGAAAGCUGAGUAUGAAGACGGUCUGCCACCGGGGUCAAAAGUCUACAUGAAUGAAAAAUCCGCCUACAUCAAUAGUGCUCUCUUUUACCUUUGGCUAAAAGAACAAUUCCUACCAAGGAAACCAGUUGGGACGGUUAUUCUUUUGCUGGAUGGACAUGGAUCACAUUGUAACAACAUUGAAAUGCUCGAGUUUGCCAGCAGUAACAAUAUCAUCCUUGUAUGCCUACCCAGUCAUACGACACAAUUUCUGCAACCGUUGGAUAGGGGGUUUUUUAAGUCAUUAAAAAUGAACUAUUACAGAGCGUGCAAUCUUUAUAUAAAAAAUAACCCUACAAGAAGGUUGACACGGCUUCAGUUUGGAGAACUUCUUGCGUCGGCGUGGGUCAAGUCUGCCACAGUAAGUAAUGCUGUGGCAGCCUUUAAGGCAACAGGUAUCGUACCAUUUAAUCCUGAAGCAAUUCCGGAUGAAGCAUUUUUGUCGGAGACCACAGAUGUUCAGGAUAAUGUUAAUAAUUGCAAUAAUAACGAACAAGAGAUAACAACUCAAGCAAGUAUUCUGGAUCACCCUCAACCAGGAUGUUCAAAGGACAGUCUUCCCCCACCAGAAAGCCCUCCUAAAAAUAACCUGACGCCUGGCAAAAUGUUAAAUAAUAUUUCUCCCAUACCGUGUACUAGUACACCUGUUCAGCAAGUUAGAAAACGCAGCAAACAAGUGGCGUCAAUACUCAACUCCGCUGAAAAAUCAGAAGCGGAUGUGUCUUUACAUGAUUCUUCUUCAGAAGGCUCAGAAGAUGAGUGCUGUAGAGGUUGUAAUGAGGCAUAUGCCACAACAAAAAAGCCUGAUGAUUGGCUAAAAUGUAUCCGAUGUUUGUCUUGGUACCACGAAACAUGUUCACGUUAUAGUGAGUUAUGCAACGGGUGUGCAAAAGCAGUUUUGAAUAACGAAUUCAAUGCCAAGAAGUGUCUCUAA
This is a messenger RNA of Acanthoscelides obtectus, 2091 nucleotides long. The record is from the annotation of a GenBank genome assembly. NCBI's taxonomy places the organism in Eukaryota, Metazoa, Arthropoda, Insecta, Coleoptera, Chrysomelidae.